Molecule: messenger RNA, 588 nt
Organism: Triticum turgidum subsp. durum (durum wheat)
Lineage: Eukaryota; Viridiplantae; Streptophyta; Magnoliopsida; Poales; Poaceae
Source: the annotation of a GenBank genome assembly
AUGGAUCGGCACUCGGAGCGUCUGCUUCUCCUGCGCGUGUACGCGUUCCUCAAGUCGAGGAAACUCAACCGCGCGGCGAACGCGCUGGAGCAGGAGGCGCGGCUCCGGUUCGACUGGCCCCGCGUGCACCUCAUGAUCCGGGCCGGGCGGUGGCGGUCGGCGGAAGAGUACACGUCGGCGUUCCUGGACGGCGGCAGGGCCAGCACGCCGGAGGCCUGCGCCACCCUGUUCCUCCUCCGGUUCCAGCGCUUCGUGCGCGCGCUCAAGCGCGGCGACGAGGCGUGGGCGGAGCGGUACCUGGCGCGCCGCAUCCUGCCCGUCCUGCAUGCCCACCCCGACAGAGACGCCGCCGCGGCCAGAUGCGCCGCCGUGCUGCGCGACAGGCGCGCCCUCGACGCGCAGCGUGACGAUGCCGAAGCGCGGCGCGCCUGCAACCACGAGUUCCUCGGCCUCAUAUUCCAGAACGAUGGGUUCUUGAUCCUCACCGACGACGACACCGAGCUAAAGCGCCUCGAGCGGGCGGCCUCCCUUGGUCUCCGACGAUACGCACGCCCGCGCCGCGGCCGACCUAGGGCUAGGAGGGGUUGA